CAGUAUUAGUGCGGCAGUGCUAGCCUGUGCGGUCAUGUCUCCGCAAUGAGGGCGACAUGCCCGUCUCUGCCCUACCACCCGACCAGGCCUCCUCGCCCCCCUGUCUACACUGUCAAGAUCGCGGUAGACGGGAGUGCUGCGGAGUGUUUCGGGUCAGCUUGGACGCGGACUUGCUCUCUACCCUGGUGUCGAUAUACCCCGAGUGGUUCGCCGACGCGGGAGGCAUGGAGCCCGGCCAGCGUUCGCCCCCGAAGGCUGAAGUGGACGAAUCGCCGCUUCACCAGGCCAUGGACAAGAACAAGGAGUCUUUAAAAGUGAAGUUAAUGCUAAGAAGACCAAUUAACCAGUUAGUUGCUCAAGGAAUCAUGCCACCUCUGAAGACGCCGCCAGGCUUCCAUGAGCAGCGGCAAAAGCUGGAGCGUGCCAAGAUGGGCGACCUCCUUCGUGCCAAGAUCCAGCAGCGCCCUGACAGGGAAGAACUUGUCCGACAGCACAUCCUUGAAGAUGUCGGGCACGUAGACCCAUCGCUCGCUGAGAAACAGCGACAGCUGAAGAAAUGCAAACUUGCAGAUGCCCUUAAUGACCAGCUCUCGCACCGGCCGGGUCCGCUGGAGCUCAUCAAGAAGAAUAUCCUCCACACCGAGGAACCCAUAGAAAGAGCUGUGAAAGAGGGUCAGAUAGAGUUCAAGGCGACGUGCGAAGGUACCGCUACGAAGCCAACUCAUCCUGACCACUACAUGCUCGAUGAGGACAGCUCCUCACUGUCUCCGCCUCCUCCCAUGACAUGCACCACCACCAGCCUGGUCACAACCGCUUCAGCAGACAGUGCUUCUGCUGCGGGAGCCAGCGCCGGUCCGAUCGUCACGGUCCUCCUUGCGCCGGUCACCAUUCCUGGUCCUACUGUCUACCAAGUGCGGCCGCAGCAGCAGCAGGCUAUCUCUGUCCUCAAAGCCCAGAGCCAGAGAAAGAAGAGCAAAGUCAAAACAGCGCCCAAGGCUAGGACGAUCAAAUUCCAUGAGUAUAAGGGGCCACCAAAUGCUCAAAAGAAUUCCCCCCAAAGUUCGUCUCCCGUGGAGACAUCCUAUGAGCUGCUCCUGCAGCAGCAACAACUGUUCCUCCAAUGGCAGCUCGAGUGGCAGCAUAAGUACCCUCAGAUCCUGCUUCCGGCGUCGCAGAAGCCCCCGACGCCCAGCCCCUCGAGUAGCAGCUCGGCCGCCAGCGAGGCCAGCCAGAGCUCUGUUCCGCCACCCCCUCCUCCCCUACCGCAGAGCCCGCCCCCUCUCAGGAACCUUGAAGAUAUGAAAGUGAGUGACCUGAAGGCCGAGCUGAAGAGGAGGAACCUCCCCGUCUCCGGAGCCAAGCCACAGCUGAUCGAGAGGUUGAAGCCGUUCAGCGAGAGCCAUCAGCUGUCUCUCUCUCAGCACGCCGAAGACUCACUUCCUUCAGUCUGCAGUGUGUCCUCUUCAGGACAGGGCGUGAGCAGCACCACUUGCUCCUCGUCAGCUCUGAUGGAAACGGAAAGCCCCGAGACGCCAACAUCGCCAUCACCCACCGCGAUGGAGGCCACCUCCUCGGAGGACAUCAUCAGGGAGCAGCAGCGCAAGAUAGACCAGCUCCAGAGGCAGCUCACUCUACACCUUCACAACAAUACAUUCCAGCAACAGGUCCAACAGCCUGUCACCAAUGCUAAAGCUAGUCUCGCUGCCUUCCUUCAGCAGCAGCAGCUUAACCAACAACAACAACAACAACAGCAGCAGCAACAGCAACAACAACAACAGCAACAGCAACAAAUAAGCCAACAGCAGCAGCAACAAGUCAUUAUCAACAAUAAUAUUAACAAUAACAAUGUUGUUAAUAUCAAACACGAACCAUCAAAGUCUCCACCAAGGUGUGGUUCACUUCCUACCUUCAUUGGAACAUUUGUUAAUAACUCCAAUGAACUCAUUCCACUAUCAGCUGACAAUAAUUUUAUUGUUGAUAGCAAACUAUUGUUUGAUACCAAACCCAUGGAAAUAAGCAGGCAGAAUGACGAUUUGAUGGACGUCAAGUCUGAAAUUGUUGAUGACGUCCUGGAGAUUCUCAUAAAGAAUGGGGAACUGCCGGCUUCAGCUGCUGCGGAACCGCUGUCCCUGGACGACCUGGAUCCAGACCUGAUGGAGGUGGACACUGAUUGGUUGGACUCGCUCGCGCUGUCGCCGCCUCCUGCGUCUGGCCACAGGGGGGACCCUCUCAUAGGAGCUCCUUCAUCACCAUUUGACUUGUUCAUCGAUGACCCUGACCUCAAAGUGAACGGCGACUGGCCGGACAGGAUAGACUUCGCCAUAUAGUCGCCCUGUUGGCGGUCGCCCGUCAAAGAGACACCUCCAAGACUGAUAGAGGAACCAGAGAACCCCGAGCAUCUGACCACUGCCUCAAGUGCAUCGUUGUUCCUCACCCUUGUUAUUGUUGAACAGAGUGAUCAUUUUAUUGUGGCGAGUUAGUCGCGUUGUUUUCAAAAAUAUUUAUACAAAUACUAAACUUAGAUGAUACAUUUCUUAUUCCCUGUGUUCAAUGACAUCAGGUAUAAUGAAUACGUAGAGUAGUAGCAAAAAUUUUAUACGUCUUUCUUAGUAAGGGUAUUCAAUGAAAUUAACUGAGUUAAAGUAAAGGAAAUCUGUUAUAAUACUUUAGGUGGACUGGAAUUAUUAUUUUAUAUAGUUUUUUUUUUUUUAUAUUUAUAGCUUGCUAGUGAAGUCUAUAUUUUGGGACUACGAGCUAAUAUUGGUUGAUACAGUUAUCAUUUUAAAGAAGAUUUAUUUUCCUUACUUAUUUGUUAAUAGUUUCGAUAAUUCCAGGCAUUGAAUUGAUUCAUAAGAAGUCAUUUAAAAACAUCCUAUUUGUUUUUAGUAUUGUAGUUAAUCAUUUCUUUUUUGUAAUAGAUUUACUAAAACUUAAAUAGCCAACAUCAGAUUAUCCAAAAUUUAAAAAGCAAUCGCCUGCCUCCCUUUGUAUAGAUUUUUAUUUUAAUCUGUUGCGCGUAUCUUGUUAUCGAAUAUUCAUAGGAUGUAUAUGGCUCAUUGGGUAAUACUUUUUAGACAGUGAAAACCGUUGUUAAGAAUUUUUUGCUUUUGUGCGGCUGCCUGUAUUUAAAUUUAAUAAUGUAAGGUGACAAUAUGAUGAGGAUCGGUAGCAGUUCUCAACAAGCUAUUGUGCUCAUAUACACCUCAAUAAGUAGAUUUAGUGAACUUGGCAUUUUUACAUGUUGAUACAUUUUGUAAAGAAUCAGAUUAAAAUAAAGAUUUUAGAUAUAUGUAUAAUCCUUUAGGCUUAAUUAUGAUUCUAAAAAAUGUGUUAUGAACUGCCAGUAUCAUGUAUUUAACAACGAACUAUUGUCUUUAUAUUUAUUAAUUAUGGUUAUGUUCAAUAUUGUUUUUAUUGUUGAAUUUUUUUUUUAUAUGAAACAAAUGUAUUUCUCUAUCAACGACGGGAUGAUGGGGCAACUGAUGAAGAAAGUGAUGCUCAAAAGUGAAUUUGUUGAUUAUAGAUGAAACGAAUGGCUUUAUCUUGCCUAGUUUGUGAUAGGUAGUGCGGUGACGUGGACACUCGGACGCUAUCCCCGCCGCUCAGAAUAUGGUCACGAUGAGUGGUGAUUUAGUUAACUAUGUAUCAACUGAGUAUGUAGCUUCUAUUAAUUUACUAAUGUUUAUUUAGCAUCCAAUACAUGUAAUACAUGGCAAUAUCUCUUACCUGUUGAUCAUAUCCAUUUCUUUAUAUUUUUAUUUUCUUGUGAUAACACCUAUUAUCAUAUUUUGAGAUCUCUCGAUUAUUAUUAUAUUUUGCCAGUUAAUGUAUUAUUAACCCUUGAUACAGGUUAAUAUAUUGUAUAUAACAUUUUAACACAUUUUAGUGUGUCUUGUACUUAUUCAAACAACUGACGAUAAUUAUGUUAUUGAAGAGGUCUAUAUCGGUGUAUAUUAUGAGCGUUUGAAGUUGGUAAUAAUAUUAGUAAUUAUGAAUUGGUCAAAAUAAAUUUGUUUGAAUAAAUAAUGAAUGAAUUUAUCGCUGUAAAAUAACUCUGAAUAUUGAAAUUCGUUUUAGAAUAAACUGAUUAAAUAAUGUAUUGUACAUCAUUGUGUAUAAAUAAUAGUAAACACGAAGAUAAAAAGUGGUAACCUUUUAUGAUUAUUCUGAUUUUAAUCAAUGUAUUCAAUAUGUCUUACUAUAAAUAACAGAAAUAAUAUUAAACAAAUCAAGAAUUUAAUUAAGUUAUUAUAUAAAGGAAAUUAUUUUUAUAUUUAUUAUGCCUUAUAAUCAAUGUGGCAGUGGCACUCACCUUCCGUAAUCUCAUUAUUUUUUAUUAUGUUCUUUUUCUCGAGUGAAUAAAAAAAAUUGGUGAAUGGUGGUAAGAAACACUGUACAACCCAAGUCUUAAUUUUUAUUACAAAUCAGUUAUCUACAAUUCAACAAAUAUUUCUAAUUAAAUUUAAAUAAAUAUCAAUACUCAAAUUAAUUUUAUUAUUUAAUGUAAAUAAUGUCUAAAUCGUGUCUGCCCAAAUAUUGUAUGUGCAAUAAAUAUUAUUUUCUAUUUAAAGUUAGCAAUACAUUGAUGUGUUCAUGUUCGUAGUCAAAGUUAGUUAUAUGCUAGUACUUACAUAAAAAUGAAAGUGCAUUUUACAUUUAUGCGUUUUAUACAUUUUUGUGACUCUAAUUACACCAUUAAGAAUAGACCUCUCGUUAUCUUUUAUGUUCGCAGAUAAUUUUUUUUUUUUUAGUAAAAAAGACGCCAAUUUUGUUUUGGUUAUAUUUAACAUUCCAAAUAAUUAAAAAUAUAAAUAAAUAAAAGAAAAAAGUAAUAAUAGUUAAAUUGUUAUUGUUAAUUUAAUUUUGAUUACACUAUUGAUGAACUAGUUUGAAUUAAAUUAUAAAUUUAUAUUAAAUUAUUAAAAUAAAAGAGCUCAAUUUGGGUUCGAUGGUAUUGUUAAUGCUUUAGUAGGUUUCCAGUGGAUGCUUUUAAUGAAAUAAAUUACGUUCCAUGUGGUAAAUAUAGCAACUAAAAAGGAAAAUUAAUUUAUAUUAUAAACAUGUAAAUGAUUUGUUUAUAUUUUUAUCGAAUGUACUUCUUUUUGUUUUCUAAAUUACUGAACUAAUUGAGUUUUAUUAUUUAUUUAAAUUAUUGUACAAUUACUUUAUGUAAAUAGAAAAGCAUAUACAUAUUUAAUUAUGUAAGAAUAUGAAUAUAUUAUUUUUUUUAAUUUUUAAAAUUUACACAUGGAGACUUAAUUAUUGAAAUUAUGAGCGUUCACUGCCUUUUCAAAAUGGGACCAGGAAAAAAUUAACGAUUUUUUCGUUUCAAUUAUGAUUUUGUUUUUCAGUGGCACUAACAUUUCCAUAGCAUCGGUUGUGCCGGUAAUUGUGUAGUCAUUUUACUUAGAUUUUUUUUUGUCCUAUUUUUUUUUUCAUAAAUUUACUUUUGUGAGCUUUACAUGCACUUGUUUUAAAAAAGAGAGAAUUUUUUUUCUCAAAAUGCUUCAAGCAUAUUGAAUGUUAGUUAAAGUUAAAAUGAUGCAUUACGUGAAGGAAAUAUUGUUUAAUUUUAGCUCCAUGUAUAAUAGAAAUUAAACUUACAAGUAAUAUAUAUAAUUGUAUGAUGUAAAUGUGUGCGAUAUGAGCGUUUGUAAAUAUUAUAGCUAUUGUAGAGAAAAAUAUAAUAAUUUGUUCUCUCUGUCGAGAGCACAUUGUACUUAUGUAAUAUAUGACUUUAUUGAAAUGAAGUUUUAUUUUUACCAUCUUUAUUAUAAAUAACCCCAGGUCGAAUUGUAUGCACUGGAAAAUGUGUACCAAUAUGUUUUAGUGAAUUUACUAAUAAAAAGUCCAUACAGUAAAGUUAUUACAUAAUCACUUUCCAAAAUAUAAUAAAGAGUUUUUGUGUGGAUAAGGAAAAAGAUAAAAAACGUAACAAAAUUUUAAAUGUAUAGUUAUUAUUUAAUAACUUGUUAAAUAAUUACUAAUUACAUAAUAAAGAACUAGUCUUUUUUUUUUUAACUAUUUUAUUUUCACAU
Molecule: messenger RNA, 6038 nt
Organism: Nezara viridula (southern green stink bug)
Lineage: Eukaryota; Metazoa; Arthropoda; Insecta; Hemiptera; Pentatomidae
Source: the annotation of a GenBank genome assembly